CCAGGACGUCGGCUCCCCAGGCGCUGGAUCUGGAUAUGUCCCCGCCUCGCAGGGGAGGCCUCGCGCGCGAGCGCGAGCGCGCGCGCGCGCCUGAGCGCCAUGGCGGCCAUGGCCGCCGCGGGCGGCCUGCAGGGCCUGGCCGCGCUGGCGGAGUUUGUGGCCGGCCUGCCAGCGGAGGACCUCGACGCCCUGUACGCGGACGACCGCUUUGCGGGCUUCGUCCUCCAGAGGCUGCUCCCGCCGCUGGCGCAGCAGGUGGCGCUGCGGCUGCUCUUCGGGGGGCGGAAGCCGCUCGAGGAGGCUGCUCUCCGCAAAUGGGCCGCGCCGAGCGCGCGCGGGGAGAUGGCCGAGGCGCUGGCGGCGCUGCGGCGCCUGCGCGUCCUGGUGCCCGCGGAGGGCCGGGCCGCGCAGAUUCUGCGAGCUCCAGGGUCACUCGAGACCCCGCCGGCCGACGCACUGGACAACGCCCGCCCCGCUGGCGGCAGCGUGGCGCUGCGGCCACACUGCGCGCCCACGCGUUUUCCCGCGCUUUGCGCCGACGGCGAGGGCUCCGCGAGUGGGAGGGCCCCCGCGCACAUGCGGUUUCGCACCUCGGCACGCUUCCGGGCGCAACCGGGCGCGGAGUGCGCGGGCUGGCAGGUUCGCGCGCCAGCGCUCUGGAUUUUCGCAGACAGGCGCGGGAAGCGACGCCGGCAGACCCGCGCGCCGGAAAGCCACCUGCGCGCGCAAUGUCGCAACCAGGCGCGGCCGCCUGCGCCCUGCGCGGCUGGCGCGCGUGCCGCAGCGGCGCGGGUCAUUCGGCAGUGCGCCCCGCCCUGCGUUUCCUCGUUGCCGUGCCUGCGCUUCCUGCGAGCAGGGCGGCCGCCCGCGCCCCCGGCGUCGCCUGCGGCGCGCCCGCAGGUCUGUGCUCCCGCAGGCCACCUGCGCGCCCAUCUCGGGCUGCGCGCGCAGAGCGGCGAGGCUGCAAUUUCGCGCCAGAAGAAGCUUGCGCAUCCAAGGCGGCCCGCGCGCAGCAGGGGCUACGGUCGCCGGCUCGCGCGCCAGCGCCAUGUAGGCCACAUGUCCCCAGGGUGGUCCCCGCGCGCCUUCAUCGCUGCGGCCGCAGGCUCGCGCGUCGGGGGGCCGCGCGCCUGGCGCGGCCCACGCGCGGAGAGCGCCAGGGCGCGCCUGCGCCGCGGGGCGCAGGAAACGUCAGGGUCGCAGGUUUGCGCGCCGGUAGCGCCUGGGUCGCAGAUCUGCGCCAGCGCGGUCGCUAACACCACAAUCCGUGGGCGACGCGCACGAUGUGGCAAGUUGGCGAUGACAGAGCUCGGGUUCCUGAUCUCGGCGCGAGACGCAGAGCUGGAGACUUACCUGCGCACCCAGAUUCGCAAUCUGGGCGCGGCCACGCCGCUGCUGGCGCUGCACGCCCGCUUCCAGGCCUCGCUGUCGGCGCGGCUGCUGGGGCGCGGCAGCGGGCGCAUGGCUGCGUUGGUUGCGGAGUGCCGCGCGGGGCCGUGGCCACCUGGGUCGUGGCAAGACCGCGAGCAGGCUGCGCGCCCGGCGCUGCGCAGUGCUGCGGCGGGUCUGCGGGUCGCGGGACGGCCGCGCAGGCGGCGCAAUGCGGCUUGGCAUGCUGCCGACCCCCCACCGCGAGGGUUCGCGCGGGCGACCGACGAGGAGCUGGAGGCUUCUGCGGCGGGCCCGCGGCUGCCGGCCUUCGCGGGCCAGGGUGGCCCCCUGCCGUCGCCGGCCCGUGGCGGAGACGGCGAUGCUGUUUUUGGCGACGGCGGUGACGGAGACCAUGCGCCUGGUGACUGGCGGCCUCGGGACUUCCAGUCGGAGGCCACCGCCUUCGGCUUCGGGUUGAUGGCGGACUGGCGGCUCGCGGGCGGGGACAUGGUCAAGUCCCAGUGCGACGGUGACGGGACCGAGAGCGGCGUCUCGGUGGAGCCCGUCGUCGACGUGGCAGGCGAGUCGGAGGCCGUCGUAGUCGACGUGAGGCUGGUUGUGCCGUUCCAGCCUGCGGCGGAGAUCGACGGCGACGGCUCCCACGUGCCUGAGAGCGUCGACAGUGGCGAGGAGCCCCUCGCUGAGCUCGGCGCGGUGUCGGAGGUCGAUGUCGAGGACUUCCUCGACAAGAUACUCACGGCCUCGGGCCCCGAGGGAGGUGCGCAGAGCGUCAGCAUGGAGGACGUGGUGCGCCAGAUCGAUAGCGACGGCAUGGACAUCGACCGAGUGCACGCCUUCAUGAGCUCCACGCGCUUCCGCCAGUGCUUCCGCGUGAUGGGCGUGCGCAUCUACCGCGUCGUCGUCGGUGGCACUGGCCUCUCGGCAGCCGCUGAGGCCGCCAAGGCGAGCGGCGAGCGUCCAGCCUCUGGAACGCGCCAUUCGGGCGAGCCUGUGAUCCAGCAGGAGCUGCAGCAGCACGCUGUCUCACGCUGGGACAGGCUGCUCCAGCUGCUGGUCGACGGGCUGCCGGCGCUCAGCGCGGGGGGCCCCGGGGCAGGCCUUGCUGCCGCCAUCGAGAGGCUCGACCUGCAGAGAGCAGGCCAGCUCACAUCCGCGGGGUUCCGCUUCGUGCUCGAGGAGCGGCACCAGCAGCUGUGGGCGCUGGUGCUCGCCUUCCUUGGGCGCCAGCGCGACGAGGGCUCGGGGCAGCACGCCGGGCCGCUGAGGACGGUGCUGCUGCUGGGAGACGCGAAGAUCGGGCAGCCCCUGGAGCUCGACGCGCAGAGCAAAGCUGAGGGGGGCUUCGCGGCGAUGCUGGCGGAGAUCGGGGUGCUGUCUGGCCCCACGGGCCCCGGCGGGGCGACCUACUUCGCCACCCCCGCAGCGGCGGCCAUGUUCCGCCGCGAUGCGAGCUCCGCCCUGUCGCGGAGCAUCACGGGCUCCCCGGCGGACCCAGGCCUGCAGCCCCACCUGUACCACCCGAGCUGCCAGAGGCGGUGGUCCACCCCGGAGGGCGGGCGGGCGACCGAGUGCGGCAUCGUCGUGGAGAGCAACUUCAAGGUAUGCUUCUCCGACGACGAUUAA
Prorocentrum cordatum is the source of this 3015-nucleotide messenger RNA. The record is from the annotation of a GenBank genome assembly. NCBI's taxonomy places the organism in Eukaryota, Dinophyceae, Prorocentrales, Prorocentraceae.